Messenger RNA from Hydractinia symbiolongicarpus, 2125 nucleotides. RefSeq lists its product as uncharacterized. The coding region runs from base 836 to 2125 and encodes 429 amino acids. The record is from RefSeq and is a predicted model, not a curated record. The transcript has 2 exons. Lineage: Eukaryota; Metazoa; Cnidaria; Hydrozoa; Anthoathecata; Hydractiniidae.
GCUUGUUAGGCUUUUUAUAUUUGGACGGCCUGAACAAGGCCCUGGCCCUGGCUGGUCACGUGACAAAUUUGAUUGGCCGUAAGAACUCGCAUAAUUAAAACGCGUCCCGCGAGUGAUAUUAGAGGCAAAAUUAUGUGGCGAGAAAAAAUCAAAAUUCGAGAACUUUUCGUGGUGAUGGACCGCGGAUUAGCAAUUCAAAAAGUAGCUCUUUAAAAAUGGUGGCUGUUAUUUUGUGGGUGUUGCGUUUGGUUUGGUUUUUGAUGUUGUUCUACUAGCUAAAUGUAGCUAGAUUCAAAAUUUUGGAAAAACAUUAUUUUUGAUAUGGAACUGCAACAGUUCUGAAAGUAUUUUACCAGAAAGAAGAUUAACAAUAACUGGUUGAAAGCAGGUUUGAGCAUCUUGUGUUGCUAAAAACUCACACUGUUAAAUGAACUGAAGAAGGAACGAACUUCACAAGCGAUCAAAACUGUCAUACAUAUAUAGCUAGCUAUAUGUAACAUAAUGUUUAGCUAUGGAAAAAAAAUGGAGAAUGCAAACAUAGCAUGGCAGCAGCUGUAACACCAAAGAAGUUUUAUCCAAGAAAAAAUGUUUCGCAACAGGGAGUGUGUAGAUUAUGUGGAAAAUUCACUCAGCAGAGACACCUAAUCAAAAUUUUUUCUAAAAUUGGAUUGGCCAGGGUGGCCACUCGUCCUUGAAAACCUUGAAUGUUCUUGAAUGUUCUUGAAUUUUAUUUGGUCUUGAAUUGUUCUUGAAAUAGUAUGUUUUCCACCCUUGGUUCUUGAAUGUUCUUGAGUUUUUACAAUUCUAUGAAAAAUCUUUUUAGAAUAGUAAAAAAAUGUCUAGUAAAAAAAGUACCAGAAUGCAUGAAAAAAGUAUUUUUAAUGAAAGUUGGUUGAGCGAUGAACAGUUUAAAAUAUGGUUGAAAAGGGGACCAGAUAAACACAAAGCAUUGUGUAGACUUUGUAACACAGUGAUAGACAUAACUAUAAUGGGAAAAAGUGCUUUAGCAUCGCAUUCUAAGGGCAACAAGCAUCAAGUGAAUGUGAAAAACUAUAGUCCAGUUUCUGGUCUGUUCUUCAAAAGUAACCCUCCAAAGCCAUCAUCAAGCAAAGACGCCUCCCCCGCCACUAACAAGAUUGAUUUAAUGAUGAGUACAUUAGCAGUUUCCCAUGCUGAAAUUCGUUGGGCUCUGAAAGUACUAACAUCACAUCAUUCAUUUCGUUCUUGCUUGAAUUUGAACCAGCUAUUUUGUGUGAUGUUCCCUGACAGUGACAUAGCAAAGUCAUUCCAGUUAUCAAAAACGAAAUGUGCGUACUACAUCGUACAUGGAUCAGCCCCAUAUUUCAUGGAAAUCUUGCUCCAAGAAAUUAAAAAUUCGCCAACCUAUUCCACACUUUUUGACGAAAGUUUGAAUCAUUAUAAACAGGAAGAACAAAUGGACGUUCAGAUUCGUUUCUGGAAUGAAAAUCUCUAUGAAGUCCAGACACGUUACCUAACCUCAAGGUUUUUCAGGCGCCCAAAUGCAGAUAACAUCUUGCACGAGAUUCUUCAAGCAACUGAUGCGUUACCCCAGAAAUCAAUGGUCAUGCUUUCCAUGGACGGACCAAACACUAAUUGGAAAGUUUAUGAAAAUUUAAAAUCGCAUCGUACUGAGAAAGAAUAUCCCCAAAUUAUUGAUGUUGGUUCGUGUGGAUUACACGUGGUGCACGGAGCCUUUCAGACUGGCGUAAAAGCAACUGGCUGGAAAUUGGAAAAGGUUUUAAAGGCCAUGUGGAAGCUGUUCAAUGAUUCCCCAGCUCGAAGAGAUCUAUAUAUUCAGUUAAGCAAAUCAGAUGUUUUUCCAAUAAUGUUUUGCCAGACACGCUGGGUUGAGGAUGAACCUGUUGCCAUCCGAGCAAAGGAAGUUUGGGAAAAUGUUGUGAAUGUCAUAAAGCAUUAUCAAACCUUAUGCAAAUCAAAACAACCAAGCAAAAACAGUUCGUAUGACACCUUGGUCACCCACCACACUGACAUGUUUAUGCAAGUAAAGUUACAAUUCUUUGUUGAUGUAGCCAGCAUGAUGUCUUCGUAUCUGAAGCAAUUCCAGACGGAUAAUCCAAUGAUGCCAUUUGUUUCGGAAAUAUAA